ACAAUUAGUAAAAUAAACUAUAUAUUAGAACUGAAAUUUCUCUGUCUUAAUAAUUUAUAUAUAUAUAUAUAAAAAAAAAAUACAUUUUCAAGAAGAUGACUGCAGCUGGAGCUAUAUCAGUACCACUUUGGAUUUCAACAUCAACACCCCCAACAAAGAUCAUUGCUUUUAAUAACAAACUCAGAAUUUGUUAUCCUGUUAAACUUUCAAGAAAUGGUAGUUAUCCCUUAUCUACAUUUGAGAAAAAUGGCCAAUAUGAACAAAGUUUCACACUUAAAGUUGCUUCUUCCUCUUCAGUUGGAAGUACAGAAGAACCAGCAACUAAGGUGAAGUUUCAAAGAUCAUUGAGCCUACCUGGUUCCUCUACUUCAUUGUCAUUGCUUGGAACUGGAUACAGGGAAAAGGUCUUUGCAAUUAUUGGUAUCAAGGUCUACGCUGCAGGCCUCUAUGUCAAUGACUCUGUCUUUAGUAGGUUAGAUGCCUGGCGAGGACGUUCUGCUGCAGAAAUUCAGCAGGAUCCUUCUUUGUUCAACAAUAUCUUUGAAGCCAAUCUGGAGAAAUCGCUACUUAUUGUGCUGGUCAGAGAUAUUGAUGGUAAAACUUUCUGGGAUGCCUUAGAUGAAGCCAUUUCUCCAAGAAUCAAAUCACCCACUGCCGAUGAUAAAUCUGCUCUUUCCACGUUCCGUGAUGUCUUUCAAGGGAAACCUCUUAAGAAAGAAACUUCCAUAUUCUUGACUUGGAUUGACCCAACCAAAAUGCUCGUUUCACUCUCUUUUGACGGGAUGCCUUCCUCGGUUGAUGCGACAAUUGAGUCUACAAAUGUUGCAUCAGCUCUCUUCGACGUAUUUCUUGGUGGUGAUCCAGUUUCUCCUACACUGAAAGCAUCAGUGGCCAAAGGAUUGGAAGCUGCGCUCAAGUGAAGCCCAUGACGAGUUGGUCUUCCGGUUGACUUUUAUUUUGCUGAUUCACUAAUCAGUGAUUCAGUAGCAUAGCUCCGUAGAACAAAUUGCUCAAAGUUUUGUUAGGCUGCAUUUGUUUUUAUUAAGAUUCAUACGUCUGAAUUUGAAUGCAUAUCUGAAUGAUUAAAAUGUUGCUUCAGAUUUCAAAUCUGAAUGGGUAAGACUUUGUUUUUCAAUA
This is a messenger RNA of Capsicum annuum, 1137 nucleotides long. Its product is annotated as fatty-acid-binding protein 3, chloroplastic. Gene Ontology annotation, molecular function: fatty acid binding; intramolecular lyase activity. The transcript has 5 exons. Gene Ontology annotation, biological process: fatty acid metabolic process. The coding region runs from base 96 to 920 and encodes 274 amino acids. The record is from RefSeq and is a predicted model, not a curated record. Lineage: Eukaryota; Viridiplantae; Streptophyta; Magnoliopsida; Solanales; Solanaceae. Gene Ontology annotation, cellular component: chloroplast stroma.